AUGCGCUCCUCCUUCAGCCAGAUCGUCGCAUCCCUCCUCCUCUUCCUCUCCGCCUUUGUCGCUGCCAACAACACCCCUCCCGCUGACGACUACUCCACUUACUAUGUCACCAAGACCGUCUUCCGCGUCGUCACGCAGACCAUGACUGGCACUCCUCCAGCCACUCCAAUCACCACUCCCGUUACCACCAUCGAGACCAUCAUUCCCUCGCACGGCAGCAACUCAACAAUGCACACCCCUACUUCCGGCGAGCCAAAUGGUUCAUCAGCUCCUGCGCCAACUGGUUCACAGGGUGCCGCUGUCGCACUACAAGCUCCGGCUGUUGCAGUGGGUGCCGUAGUCCUGGCAAUGCUCGCGCUAUAG
Messenger RNA from Pseudovirgaria hyperparasitica, 363 nucleotides. RefSeq lists its product as uncharacterized. The transcript has a single exon. Lineage: Eukaryota; Fungi; Ascomycota; Dothideomycetes; Acrospermales; Acrospermaceae. The coding region runs from base 1 to 363 and encodes 120 amino acids. The record is from RefSeq and is a predicted model, not a curated record.